Messenger RNA from Solanum lycopersicum (tomato), 2724 nucleotides. NCBI's taxonomy places the organism in Eukaryota, Viridiplantae, Streptophyta, Magnoliopsida, Solanales, Solanaceae. The record is from RefSeq and is a predicted model, not a curated record.
AUGAUCCGUUUCCUGUUUUGCUAAUAAACUUUAAUUUUUUACAUGACAUGUUUAAACUAACGUCAAAAGAUAUUUUGGUACAUUUGAUAUUACUUCAAUUUAUAAUUACAAGAUUAAUUUUUUUUUCAUUUUAAAAAUCUCAUUUCAAGUUAAACUAGGUUAUUCUUUUUGAAAUGAAGAGAUAGACAGAUACCUAUCCCAUCAACUACUUAAGACUUCGUGGCGUGCUAAUGGUAGUGAGAUUUCAGAUCGUUUGACCUUGAAAAUGGACCAUUUUGGUCGUCAGGGCAAACAAAUUCCAUAGCUCACGUCGUUAAGACGUCAACAAAAACUUUUGGCAAAAAUAACAUCAAAAUUUUGGAUCACAAAGAAGAACGGUGAACCAUAGUCCGUUAAGACGUUAUCUAUUGACCCUGACUUUAAGAAUGAGGUGAAGAACGGUGAACCAUAGUCCGUUAAGACGUUAUCUAUUGACCCUGACUUUAAGAACGAUUCAUUUUGAAGGUCAAAUGAGUUCCGAAGCAAGUAAACCUCCCAAUUGUCAAUUUUCGUGUGCUAUAGUCAAUUGAUUUUUGGUGAUAUGGAAUUUUAAUGUCUUUUUUGCUCAAAUUUUCUGUGGACCUCCAUUAAGACGUUUGCUAUGGAGUCAGGUGGCCUUGAAGACCAAAACGACCAAUUUUCAAAGUCAAACGAGUCCCAAAAUAAGUAUAUCAUAUUUUGUCGAUUUUCGUGUACUAUUGUCAAUGAAUUUUUUAUAAUGAUGUCUUUUAUGCCCAAAUUUUUUGUGAACAUCUGAUAAGACAUUAUCUAUAGAGCUAGUUGACAUUGACGGUCAAAAUGCACCAACUUGAAGGUCAAAAGAUCCCCGAAGCACUCUCAUUUUAUCAAUUUUCGUGCUUAGUCCACGAUUUUUUUGGUAAUUCAAAAUUUCAACGUCUUUUUAGCCCAAUUUUUUUGUGGACAUCCGUUAAGACGUUACUUAUGGAGUCAGUUGGCCGUGACAACCAAAAUGUUCCAUUACGAAGGUCAAACGAGCCCAGAAGUAGACGUCCGUUGAGACGUUAGUUAUGGAUACAAUUGACCUUAACAGUCAAAACAGACGACUUUGAAGGUCAAACUAGUCCCGAAGCAGACGUUAGCUAUGGAUGUAAAAUGAUCCUGACAACCAAAACGGUCAAUUUUUCAAGGUCAAACGAGCCUGAAUCUGACGUUAGCUACGGAGCUAGUUGGUUUGGACGGCCAAAACGACUAAUUUUCAAAGUCAAACAAGUCCCUAAGCAGGACGCUAUCUGUGGAGCCAGUUCGUCUUUACAACCAAAAAUACCAAUUCGAAGGUCAAAGGAAUCCUGAAGUAGACAUUAAUACGUUAGCUAUGGAGUUAGUUGGCUGUGACGGACAAAUCAACCAAUUUUGAAGGUCAAACGAGCCAUGAAGAAGGUAAAUCCCCAAUUUUACUGAUUUUCAUGUCCAAUAGUCCAUGUAUUUUUGGUCAUCUGGAAUUUCGACAUCUUUUUUGCCUGAAUUUUUUGUUGAUUUCCAUUAAGUCGUUAGUUAUGGAGCCAGUUGGCCAUGAUGGUCGAAACAACCCAUUUCAAGGACAAACGAGCCGAGAAGCAGAUGCAUACCAGGUGUUUGAUGAAAUGUCUGUGAGAAAUGUUGUGUCUUGGAGUGCUCUGUUAAAUGGUUUUGCGAAGGAGAAUGAGUUGGGUAUGUGUUUGAAGCUGUAUAAAGGUAUGAUGGGGUUGGGGUUGAAGGUUAGUGAAUUCGUUUUUACGAGCUUGUUGAGCGUGUGUAUGGGUAGUGGAUGUUUUGGUUAUGGAAGAAGUAUCCAUUGCCAGAUAAUUGUCAUGGGGUUUGAGUCGUAUAUACAUGUUGCAAAUGCGAUGUUAUCAAUGUAUAGUAAAUGUGGGGAAGUAAAGGAUGCUAUGUGCAUUUUUGAGAAUACAAAGAGUAAAGAUUUGGUGUCGUGGAACUCGAUGAUCUGUGGUUAUGGACAGCAAGGACAUGUAACUCAAGCUAUUGAACUUUUCGAGGAGAUGAAGAAGCAAGAAGUGAGACCUGAUUCGAUUACUUUCCUUGGGGUGUUGUCUUCUUGUCGUCAUGCUGGUUUUGUUAAAGAAGGUAUGUCUGUCUUCAAUUCGAUGGUUGGUUAUGGUGUGAACCCUGAGGUAGAUCAUUAUUCAUGUAUCGUGGAUCUUCUUGGACGAGCACGUUUAUUAGAAGAGGCUCGUGAGUUUAUCAAGAAGAUGCCAAUUCAACCAAAUGGUGUUAUCUGGGGUUCCUUACUUAUGUCGUGUAGGCUUCAGGGGAACAUACAGUUGGGGAUUGAAGCUGCAGAGAAUAGGCUUGCACUCGAACCAUGGUCAACGUCUACCCAUCUGCAGUUGAUAAAUUUAUACGCUCGUUUAGGAUACUGGGAUCAGGCAGCUAGAGUGCAGAAGUUGAUGAAAGAUAACGGUCUUAAACGGGAUCCUGGUUACAGUUGGAUCGAGAUAAGCAAUCAAGUUUUUCGAUUUACUGCUGAAGACAUAUCGAUGGGACAUAUUAGAUCGAUUGCUAGUUUGGUGGAUGUUUUGGUGGAUCACAUGAGAAACUUUGGUGUAGAAGAAAUUGACUCCGAUUUCUGGUGUAGUAAUUUAGAGUAAAUGCUUAAUUCAACUCCAAAAGCUAGCUGAUUAAGUCUUCUUCCACAAAUUCUGAUAAAAGAUUGGCCAUACAAUGAAA